Capronia epimyces CBS 606.96 is the source of this 1680-nucleotide messenger RNA. RefSeq lists its product as uncharacterized. The record is from RefSeq and is a predicted model, not a curated record. Gene Ontology annotation, molecular function: RNA binding. The coding region runs from base 1 to 1680 and encodes 559 amino acids. Gene Ontology annotation, cellular component: nuclear speck. Gene Ontology annotation, biological process: mRNA splicing, via spliceosome. Lineage: Eukaryota; Fungi; Ascomycota; Eurotiomycetes; Chaetothyriales; Herpotrichiellaceae. The transcript is spliced from 8 exons.
AUGUCCUCUCGCCUCGCUUCCUCCAGCAAAUCGCCUCCUAGACGGGUCAUCAUGCCAGCAUUGCCGUUGCUGCCCAAGUUGACGCGUGCUGCUGCUUCUACACCACCAGAAACCUCCUCAACGGCCGAGAUCGAGAGCGUUUCUGAGGCUGUAGGCGAUCUAGAGAUCGCAAACGACGCUGGAAACGCCCAGAUCGACCCUGAUGCGAGCAAAGCUUCUCCUCCUGCCCUUGCUGCUGUCAAAACCCCUACCAACGUCGUGGAAUCUGCGAAGUUGGAGCCGGCCAAGGAAGACGACGUUUUUGGCGCCUCUACAACUGCUGAGCCUCACGAAGAGGUUGUUCCUGUUGCCCCUGCCCCUCUUGCUCUUGCUCCUCGCGUUGAGGGCACCGUUCGCAGUCAGCUGGCCUACAACGGCUUCGCCCCGAGACCAGAUCGAGUCUCGCAGCUCCCGAAUGCUAUCAACGCCCAGGGGUUGUAUCCCCCUGAUGCUCUGAUCUUUGUAGCCAACCUCUCAAACCAACGCUCUGGGGAGCAGCUAGAGCUCGCUUGUCAUCAAGCCUUCGAUAGGUAUGGUCGCUGCCAUAUCAAGGUGCGCCUGGACAAGAACCGUCAUCCUUUUGCGUUUGUGCAGUUCGAGCGUGUCGACGAUGCGAAUGUUGCAGUCAAUGCUGCCUCCGACAUGAUGAUAGAUGGCCGUAGGAUCCGCAUUGAGCGUGCCAAAGCCGAACGAGCUGUCAUUUUGAGCAGGCAAGAUGGCGCAAUGCCUACAGAGGCCGAGGCUCGCCAAUUGCUUGGGAAAUAUGGUCCGAUUGAGAUGUGUGUCAAUACCAACACUGUCGAUCGUGCCCGAUACAACAUGGCUCCAGGAAUGUACAUCAAGUUCGCAUACUACCUGGAUUGCCGUGAUGCGCUUCGUUGUUUCAACAACCAUGCAGGGGGCUAUAACCUGUACAUGGCACCCUGUGUGGAGCCACGGAUGAGAACUGGUCCAACAGGGUCCCCUGUUGUUCGUGGCUUCUCUACUCCUCGUUCUGCUGUCGACCAGAAGUCCAUCUACGUUGGCAAUCUGCCAGAGGGCACGACUCGUCAAGAACUGGAGGAGUUGUUCAAGGACUACGGCAGCAUCAUCCAGGUCAAUGUGAUCAAGAAGAGCUUCGCCGAGGAGAGUAUCAAUAUCUUUGCCUUUGUCGAGUUCAGCAACCCCCGAGAGGCUGAUCACGCGUCCCAUGCAGAACGUUCCUUGCGGGGAAUCAAGCUUCGAAUCGAGCCCAAGGAGUAUUCAGCUCGCCGUCCUCAGCGCACAGGAUACUACUUCCCAGGCACUCCAGUUCGACAGAAUACUCCAGGGAACUACAUAGACGCCGGCUUUUCUGGACAGCCUAUGAACUACAACAAUCCAGACAUGUACGCCAUGCAGCAGAUGACGACCCCUCCUGGCGGAUACAACCAGGGUUACCCGAUGCCGACAUUCACCCCUCUCCCUGGCGGGCCGUUCUCAACCCCGCCGAGUCAUUCUGGGAUGGGCAACAUGCUUCCAAUCGGCAUGUUUCCCCCCUCGCCAGCUCAUAACAUGAAUCCGUACGGCCAGGGACCUGUCAAUCAGUACAAUUCUCCGCUGUUCGGUGGCCACGGCCACAUGAUGGGUCCGAUUCCAGAGCACGGAGAGGAAGAAUACUAG